Messenger RNA from Cannabis sativa, 653 nucleotides. RefSeq lists its product as uncharacterized. The coding region runs from base 132 to 470 and encodes 112 amino acids. The record is from RefSeq and is a predicted model, not a curated record. The transcript is spliced from 4 exons. Lineage: Eukaryota; Viridiplantae; Streptophyta; Magnoliopsida; Rosales; Cannabaceae. Gene Ontology annotation, biological process: protein stabilization; negative regulation of apoptotic process.
CCAAGUGAGUGGUAGUAUUCUUAGGGCUUAGUUUAGCCUUAGUUGUGUCCUUCAUCUUCCACGACUGUACAAACCAAAUUACAGAGCAGAGAGGGCAGAGAGUGGAGAAGCUCAAGCUAAACUCAUCGAAAAUGGAAGGAGCCGUGGACGAAGGAGCGAUUGACAGAAUGGUCGAUGAUAGAGACCUUCAACAACAGAGUAAAGCCUUCGACAAACUCACUGACCGAGUUGAAGAUCGUCAACUCGACUCAACUCGUGUUCAAGAGGCUAUGGCGUCCAUAGCUGCCUCUGCUGAUGCAGAUUGGAAUGCCAUGAAGAUGAGAGAGAAAGAAUUGGCUGCUGUUAAGAUCAAUGCAGCUGAUGUGGACAUAAUUGCAAGUGAACUAGAGAUGGACAAAAAGGUCGCUGAGAGAACCUUAAGGGAGCACAAAGGUGAUGCUGUUGCUGCUAUUAGACACUUACUCCAUUAGAAGAAAAAACAUGGUUGCUUUCAGCUAAUUACAAUUAAAAAAAAUGAUCACAUCCUAUUGUUUUUAUCUAAAGAUUGUACGAGUUUUGUUUCAUCGAACUUUGCAUGUGUUAUUAACUCAAGACAUCUUUUUGUUCUGAUGAAUGUGUAUCUAUAAAUAUAGGGGUUAUCUUCAUGUAGUUAA